Messenger RNA from Chelonoidis abingdonii (Abingdon island giant tortoise), 1773 nucleotides. It is a transcript of the gene A1CF, whose product is annotated as APOBEC1 complementation factor. Gene Ontology annotation, molecular function: RNA binding. The record is from RefSeq and is a predicted model, not a curated record. NCBI's taxonomy places the organism in Eukaryota, Metazoa, Chordata, Testudines, Testudinidae.
AUGGAAUCAAAUCAAAAAUCGGGGGAUGGAUUGACCGGCACACAGAAAGAAGCUGCUCUCCGUGCAUUAAUUCAGCGCACAGGAUAUAGUUUGAUCCAGGAAAAUGGACAAAGAAAGUAUGGAGGUCCACCACCUGGCUGGGAUGCCCUGCCACCAGAGAGGGGCUGUGAGAUUUUCAUUGGGAAAUUACCCCGAGACCUUUUUGAAGAUGAACUUAUCCCAUUAUGUGAAAAAAUCGGUAAAAUCUAUGAAAUGAGAAUGAUGAUGGACUUCAAUGGAAACAAUAGGGGCUAUGCCUUUGUAACAUUCUCUAAUAAACAGGAGGCUAAGAAUGCAAUCAAGCAACUUAAUAAUUAUGAAAUUAGGAAUGGACGACUCCUAGGGGUUUGUGCCAGUGUAGACAACUGCCGUUUGUUUGUAGGAGGAAUCCCAAAAAACAAGAAGAGAGAAGAAAUUUUAGCAGAGAUGAGGAAAGUCACAGACGGGGUCAUUGAUGUGAUUGUGUAUCCCAGUGCAGCAGACAAAACAAAAAACCGGGGAUUUGCUUUUGUGGAAUACGAAAGUCAUCGAGCAGCAGCAAUGGCAAGAAGAAAACUGCUACCAGGAAGAAUACAGUUAUGGGGACAUCCUAUUGCUGUAGACUGGGCAGAACCAGAAGUUGAAGUUGAUGAAGAUACAAUGUCAUCUGUUAAAAUCCUCUAUGUGCGAAACCUUAUGCUAUCAACCACUGAAGAGACAAUUGAAAAAGAAUUCAACAAUAUUAAACCAGGUGCAGUUGAAAGAAUAAAGAAAAUCAGAGACUAUGCAUUUGUACACUUUAAUAACAGAGACGAUGCAGUUGAAGCUAUGAAAGCCUUAAAUGGGAAGGUGCUGGAUGGUUCCCCUAUCGAAGUGACAUUAGCAAAACCAGUAGACAAAGACAGUUAUGUUAGACACACCAGAGGCACAGGGGGACGAGGUACUGUGCUACAAGGAGAAUACACUUACACAUUUGGUCAUGUGUAUGAUCCUGCCACAGCCUACCUUGGAGCUCCAGUCUUCUAUGCACCUCAGGCCUACGCAGCUAUUCCUAACCUUCAUUUCCCUGCCACCAAGGGUGACCUCAGCAGUAGGGGCAUUAUCCGACCUCCAUCUAUUAGAGAAAUUUACAUGAAUGUACCUGUAGGGGCUGCAGGAGUUAGAGGACUAGGAGGACGUGGAUACUUGGCUUACACUGGCCUGGGUCGUGGAUACCAGGUUAAAGGAGAAAAGAGGGGAGAAGACAAACUCUACGAUCUUUUGCCUGGAAUGGAGCUUACCCCAAUGAACCAUAUCACUUUAAAACCACAUGGAAUUAAACUUGCUCCUCAGGUCUUAGAAGAAAUCUGCCAGAAAAAUAACUGGGGACAACCUGUUUAUCAGCUUCAUUCUGCAAUUGGCCAGGACCAAAGACAACUAUUCCUAUAUAAAAUCACUAUUCCUGCCCUUGCCAGCCAGAAUCCUACUAUACAUCCCUUCACACCUCCUAAGCUUAGUGCAUAUGUUGAGGAAGCCAAGACAUAUGCUGCAGAAUAUACCCUUCAGACCUUGGGCAUUCCUACAGAGGGAGCAGAGACUCCUGCUACAGCUCCUGCUUUUCCAGGAUAUACCAUUGCUAAUCCAGCUGCUACUGUACCAGCUACACAACUAAAACAAGCAGUGACGCUGGGACAAGAUUUAGCACCUUAUGCAACGUAUGAAGCCUACCCUGCCUUUGCAGUGGCUACUCGUAGUGAUGGUUAUGGAACUUUUUGA